Molecule: messenger RNA, 4916 nt
Organism: Chara braunii
Lineage: Eukaryota; Viridiplantae; Streptophyta; Charophyceae; Charales; Characeae
Source: the annotation of a GenBank genome assembly
AGGCUCUCCGCCUACAGGCUGAAGCGGCGGAAACAACUGAGAAGCAGCGGCUUCAGGCCAAAGCAGACGUAGAUACCCAGGCACGCCGCAAGGAAGCCCAGGAUCUGCUACAGCGGCAUGAAGCCACCAGCAUCUAAAGGCUCAAGUUUUGGCACUUUGAACCAUCCGAGGAGCACGACGACGCGACACCAGAGGAGCAGCACAAGGAAUUCAUGGCCAAACUCGUGACUCGGUUGGUCUACACUUGUAACCACCUGCAGCGGGCCAUGCGGAACCAUAAGGCUCAGCAAGAGGAUGCAGCACGGACACUUGAUUCCCGUAUGCAGGACUUGGAGCAAGUUGCACCAAGACCGGAGGCUGGCGAGAGCAGCAGUGCACCCUCUGCCCGCCAGCUAGAGCAACGCGUCGACCACGUCGUUGCAAUGCUCGGCGACAUCAGCACCUUCGCUGCGCCAACCACCAUCAACAAACAGCCAGACACCUUGAAGACCGAGGUCCAGCAACUGCAGCUGCCUAACAAGGAUGGCAACAGCACAACGCAUUAUAAGAUGCCGACAUUCCAAAUUGAGAAGUUCGAUGACUACAUGCAUCAAGACCCGGUCCUCUGGUGGGAGGGCUUUACAACGCAACUUCGGAUUCUGUUCGUCGCCAAGCACGCGUACAUUGGCGCCCUGUUUCUCAACUCAAAGGGCGGAUGCCAGAUCUGGUUAAGCCACCUGGCAACCGUCCACGACGUCGACGUCGCAGAUCUGAAGGAUAAGAUUUCAUGGGUCAAGUUUCACUUGACCGAGGCGGAAUACAAGUGGCGCGGCCGCUACGACUGCUGCGAUUGGUGCAACAGCACCAAGCACAAGACCUCCCAAUGCCCUGAUCAAGGCAAGGAGGAUGUUCGGCCUCAGCGACUACGACAAACCAAGUACAAAGCCAACCGCGACAAAUGCGAAUUCGCGCGGCAGGAGCUGGAGUACUUGGGACCUUAUGUGACGCCGCAAGGCAUCCGUCCGCUUGCGGACAAGAUGGAGGCCCUCCGCGUAUGGCCCGAGCCCACCAACACCACGGACGUUCGUUCAUUCAUGGGGUUGGCGGGUUACUAUCAGCGAUUCAUCACCGGAUACUCAAGGAUUGCCGCACCUAUGACGAGAUUACAAUCGCCAAAGGUGCCAUUCGUAUUCGAUGAUGACGCACGCCGGUCAUUCCAAGCACUUAAGACGGCCAUGCUCAUGGCACCCGUCCUUAGCAUCUAUGACCCCACCCUGCCUACGAGAGUGACAACCGACGCUUUCGGCUAUGGCAUUGGGGCAGUCUUGGAACAACACGACGGUGACGACUGGCACCCGGUGGAGUAUUUCAGCCACAAAGUGCCUCCCAUCAACUCGCUUGAUGAUGCAAGGAAGAAGGAGCUGCUCGCGUUCGUGAUGGCUCUCAAGCGAUGGCGGCACUUCCUCCUUGGGCGUCUUUGCCGACGAAGCAAGCCCCACAAUCGCAACCCCUACGGCGAGUUGCGCCCGAUGCCUAUCCCACGGGAACCCGGCCUCUCCAUUGCCAUGGAUGUCACCGGACCAUUUCCCCGCGAUCGCCUCGGGCACGACAGCAUCCUCACGGUUGUGGACCGCUUGAGUAAGUAUGCGCGGUUUCUCCCUUGCAAGUACUACUCCACGGGUCCCGAGCUGGCAUGCCUCUUGCACACCGGCUGGAUUUGCGGCCACGGUGUACCGGAAGACAUAGUCAGCGACCGGGACACUUGCUUCAUGUCGGCAUUUUGGACUGCUCUCAUGCAGGAGUCUGGCACGAAGAUGAAACCAAGUUCGGCUUGGCAUCCACAGACGGACGGGCAAACGGAGCGGGCACAUCAAACUGCUCAAAUGAUGCUUCGUACACUCAUCCGUCCAGACCAGAAAGAUUGGGUUGACCGCCUCCCCGACAUCGAGUUCGCCUACAACACUUCGGUGCACCCGACGAUCGGCGUGACUCCAUUCGAGUUGCACCAUGGUGGACGGAAAGGCCGUAUCUUCGCCGACCUUCUCCUCCCACGACCAGCCGACAUCGACGCCGCUUGCUCUCCCGCUUCCGUCCGGAAGUACAGGGAAUUGCUGGCUCAAGCCCGCACAAAUAUGCAAAAGGCUCAAGUCCGCAUGCAGAAGCAAGCCAACAGGCGUCGCGUGCCGUGUCCCAUCUGCGCCGGCGAUCUGGUUUGGGUCUCCGCGGAAGAGUUUGCACUGGAACAGGAUGUUUCAUGCAAACUGCUUCCCAAGUGGUUUGGACCAUGGCCCGUAACAUCAGCCGCGGGCGAUGAGCCCGAUGGCCCUUCAUUUGUGAUCAAUAUCCCUGCGCAUCUGACGGUCCAUCGAGUCUUUCACGCCUCGAAGCUGGCAACAUAUACACCAACUAAGAGUGACUACUUCCCGGGCCGACGAUCGCAGGAGCCUCCAUCUAUGGAUGGUCAUCAGGGAGUUGACGGCGUCAUCACGGAUCGCAAGUACGACAGCAAGCCUCGCCAGUACAAGGCUACAUUCAGAGCAUGCGAUCCCGACGACACUCGGUGGAUUUCAGGAACAAAUUUGAAAGCAUCCGCACCACUGAUCUACGCUCACUACGAGCGACAAAGGUUAGCUCAGGGACCUUCACGACCUGCCCCUCCCACCCGGACUGUGGUCCCUCCCUCAGACAGACAGCUUCGCCCUCGCAGCUCAUCACCAUCAUCUACCCGAGCAAUUCAUUUUCCUCUGGAGGGUCAAAUCCGAUUCUGCCAGUUUGAGAGACACAGUUCUGCAUUGCAGCUGAGAUGUAAGGAGGGAAGUCUGCCAGUUGGGAGAUCCAUGAGGAGUUGGAACGACGUGUCUGCACUCAGUUUGCAAUGUGUGGCAGCACUGGGAUCUAUAGGCAAAGCUCCGUUGCUGGGCACUGAGUGUGGAUUUCCAUCCAUCUACCGGUUCAAGACCCUCACUGCUAAUUGCCAUAAUUGGAUUCUGCCUGUGCAAACGUCGAAAGAUUCAGCAUUCUGUUGCCGCUACGUGGAUGGGUUAUAUGGUAUUGAUCCAGGAAGAGGGAAGGUAGGGUGGGAAGGGCGAUGGUGCUGCUCUCGCCACCUUGCCUGCGAGCAGCAUGGCUGGCCGAUAUGGUGGAACGGGCAGUUAAGGUGCGGACGACGCAGAGUUGGUAGGAUGGGGAGUGAGCAGCAGUGGCUGGGCAUAUGUGGCGGUCGCCGCUCAUCUGCCUGCCGAUUGGCUGCUCGUAAUAGAGAUGGGGAUGGUGUUGGGAAGCUUCCGGAAGCGGAUGGGGAGGAAAGCGCUCCUCCUCCGAAAGUUGAAGGCCCGCCUGAAGAGUACGAUCAUCGGCUGGAGACCGCUGAAAAGACCAGGUCCAUGGUCGCAGAGUUCUAUCCUGACUUGAUGGACCUGGUCGAGGAAGGGAGCCUUGUCGUUGUCCCAAGGCCAGAGGGUUACGUGGAGCGCCGGGUGGACGGGUACAGGGAGCCGGAGGUGGUUAUGAUCAUGGGAACUGCGCAUAUGUCGAGCAAGUCGGCCGACGAUGUGUCCCGUGUGAUCAGCACCGUGAGACCGGAGAACGUAGUUGUGGAGCUGUGCCGCAGCCGGGCGGGAAUCAUGUACAGCAGCGAUGGCAGGUCGACUCCCGACGAGCGGGAAGGAGACGGGGGUGCCGCAGGCAGGGCGCAGCGUGAAGGGGGAAAGACAGCAUCCAAAUCCAAUCUGAUGUCCUUGUCAGGGGAGAGCUUCGUCUCAGCCAUGGCUCGCAGCCUGCAACUCGGCGGCCGCUCAGCUCUCGCCAUGCGGUUGUUGAUGUCAACAAUCUCCGAACGCAUAUCUGCAUCGACUAGAGUAUCGCCAGGGGAGGAGUUCCGUGCAGCGCGGCUUGCAGCUGAAGAAGUCGGUGCGCAGUUGGUUUUAGGAGAUCGACCCAUCGAAAUAACACUACAACGUGCAUGGAAUGCUAUGAGCUGGCGGGAAAGAGUAAGCUUUGCCUUCAUUCUCUUGCAAGGAUCCUCGGGCGAGGACGCCUCCAUGCGUGUCAAAGAGGACAUGGCACGGAUGAUGACGUCUGACGACGCAUUGUCAGCAGUAUUCUCAGAGGUCGGCAAACAGUUCCCAUCGUUGAUUAGACCCUUGAUUAACGAACGAGAUGUGUAUUUGGCAUGGUCCUUAAAGCGGAGCAAGGCAGUUAAUGGCUCCCGCCUGGUUGUCGGCGUAAUCGGGAAGGGUCAUUUAAAGGGUGUCAUUUACGCACUCACACACGAUCAAGGCCGCUUACGGUUCAGCGAUCUAGUAGGAGCCAGGAACGCCUCUCGCAAUGGCGACGGCGCUUCCUGGAACGGCAACGGUAUGGUAGUGAAAACCCUGCGUAAUUUCGUAUUGGAAGCGGCUGUUGGAGGGGGUCUAUGGGUCCUGUACAAAUACUUGAUAGUUGGAACGAAGACAGGAGGAAUAGCCGAAAUGGAGAAAACCAGGAGUCCGACCAGGAACACAGGUAACAGCAACAGGUACAGGGGAGGAAGAGGAGGAAGAGGAGGAAGAGGAGGAAGAGGAGGAAGAGGAGGAGGAGGAAGAGGAGGAGGAGGAGGAGGAAGAGGAGGAGGAGGAGGAGUUGGAGUAGGAGUUGGAGUAGGAGUAGGAGGAGUACAAGCAGCAACAAGUGCAGCAGGGGCGGGAGAGGUAGCAGGGACAGGAACAGGAAUUGAGUCACUUGACGGAGGGGUGGGCAGAAAAAGCAGGAGUGGCAGCAGGAGCAGGAAAAAAGGGAGGAGCUGCAGAGACAGCAAGAGGAAGGAUUGCAACUUUCAACACAGCGAUCAGGAGAAGGUACAAAGGGAGGAGUAGCACAGGCCCACAGGGAGCAUGCCCAGGCGCGACAGUAGGUGGACGCCCAACAUCUGCACACAAUACGCAGAAGGUUAGAAUGAC